AUGGGCCGACAGGAGCUUGUCGAGCACCUCAAAAAUGUGCUCUUGUGGAAGGAGCUUUCGGUGGACGAGUUGCGGGAAGAGUGCAUGCAGCGCAGCCUUUCUUGGCGUGCAGAGGCGGAGCGUCAGGAGCGUCAGGAACUGCAAGAGCGCUUGGCCAUGGCUUGCUGCGCCAAGGCCGCCCUGCCCCUCUUGGGGCCGAGGAUGGUGAGGUACUACAUCCGGGUGUGUUUGUUCUUUCCGCUGCCUGCCUACGGCGCCCUGUUUUGGACCGACAGUAUUCUGCUGAUGCUGCUGGCCUGCAGUGCCCUUCUGGCUGUACCCUUGCACUUCCUGUGGAUGAGGAAGCGGCUGGGGCCCUUCUUAGCCUUCCUGAGCUGCGUCUACGCGGCUCAAAUGGCGCUGUGCCUCUGCAUGGCGCAUUUCCGGCUGGCCUCCCACCACACUGCGGAGGCGGUGAAGCCAGAUGCGCCUAUCCAGACCAUCUCCGUGGUAAUGACGGCACACAACGAGCAGCAGUAUCUGAAGCGCACACUGGAUUCCAUCAUUGAGACCACGCCCGCGGAGGUCUUGGUGGAGAUCAUCCUGAUCGACGACGGAAGCCAGCCGCCCCUGGAAGUGUCUGGCUAUGACCAGGUCCAAUUGCGGCGGCACGAGCGGCGCGGCCUGGUGAAGUCCAAAAUGGAAGGUGGCAACAUGGCGCGCGGCGACAUGAUCAUGUUUCUGGACGCGCACGUGAAACCCACCAAAGGAUGGUACAAACCCAUACUCCGUCAUGUGAACAUCAAUUACAAGCGAGUGGUCGUACCGCUGAUCCCCAUUUUGGAUGGCGAUAGCUGGCAGAUCAACAACCUCGCAGUGGGCGUCAAGAUGAUGUUCGACUGGCAGCUGCGCUUUAAGUGGCUGGACGACGGCAGCGACUUGGUGCCCUGCAUGAGCGGCGGCCUCUUCGGUAUCACGAAGCGCUGGUGGCACGAGUCUGGGGAGUACGAUUACGGCAUGAACAUGUGGGGUGGUGAGAACAUCGAGCAGUCCAUCCGAAUCUGGCUGUGUGGAGGUGAGAUCUUUGUCGCUCGAGACUCCCGCAUCGGCCACGUCUUCCGCAAGGAGUUCCCCUACGAGAUCAACUCCACAGAGAUCAUGAUCAACAAGGUGCGGGCAGUUGAGACCUGGUUCGAUGACUACAAGGCCUACUUCUACCAUGCGGAGCCAAAUGCUGCGCGGUUGCUGCCUGCGAUGGGCAGUAUUGAGGAGCGCCUGGCGUUGAAAGACAGGCUUCAAUGCAAACCUUUCCAUUGGUUCGUGCACAAGUUCCACCAGGACUUUGUUUGCAGACCGUGGACGGGAAUUAUUUGGAAGAGGCGCCAUGCGAGGAGGUGCCUCGGCAGCGUUUCCGCCGGGAGGGCGGAAAUGGCAUCCAGAGCGUGGACUCGCACCUUUGCUUGCAAGCAGAACCCGGCAGGAGCCAGGUGGGCAAUGCUGCCAAGCUUGGCGCCUGCACGAGGAGGGCGACUUCGGCCUGGAAGCACGCCAACGGGCAGAUCCGCUUUGGCAAUGCAUGCCUGCAGAGCCAAGCGGAAGGACCUUUGCUCCUGA
This is a messenger RNA of Effrenium voratum, 1593 nucleotides long. The record is from the annotation of a GenBank genome assembly. Lineage: Eukaryota; Dinophyceae; Suessiales; Symbiodiniaceae.